UUAUCUGCCUCAUUACACAAUAAAAUUUUUAAAAGUCAGAUCCUUUUUUGGAUUUACUAUCGCAGGAGGGGUGACCACAGAGAUUUCCCUCCCCCCUCACUGGCAGUGACUUGUUGUUAAAUGCUUGAACAUUGCAGAAUCCCAGAGAUUCAAGCAUGACUUGUAGAGAGUAGAACAUCUGGGCAAUCUCUGAAAAAAGUUCAGAAAGGAAUCAUCCUUGUCUCUAUUUUGUGGCCGUUUUCCCUCCUGAUCCCACAAAGCAUGUAAUCAGCAAAGGCAUUUCCUCUGCAUAGUCUUUUUGAAGGUCCGUCUUCUGAGCCACCAUGCUGGCAGAAAGCUUCAUAACUGUCUUUGCCUAUAAAGGUGAGCUUUUUGACUCCCAUCAAAGCCAGUUGCUGAAACCUGUCGGACAAGAAACUUGGCAAAGCCAGUUGGCAAAUACGGAUGAAAACAAACAGCUCUUUACGGAAUCUAAUCAGGACGCAACUGGUGGUGGGAACAUGGAUCCAAAAAGUCAUCAGCAGAUCCCUGGACAAGAUGCCCCAAGGAACAAAAUCCAGAAAAUGCCCCUGUCUGUUCCUCAGCGCUUACCAGUUCAAGAGCAGUACUAUGGGAAAGAUCUGGAUUUGUACAGAUCUUGGUCAUGCCAAAGUCUUUAUCAGAAUUAUCCCGAUCUGCAUAUUGGAGGAGAUCAUAUCGCUGAUCAUACACAAUGUGAUUCCGGCUGCUUCAUGUACCAGACUUACAACGAAUUGUCUGGUCCCGUGUUCCUGUCUACAGACCUCCCCUUAGAUGCUCCCUUCCCGUUACAGAAACCCAGGGUGCUAAAGGUGGGGCCCGGGGAUGACGUUGGGGAGAACAGCCUGGCUCCCCACAAGGAGCCCCUUUCUAACUCGUUGCUUAACAAACACAUGGAAAAGGAAAUGCAGGAACUGUAUAAACAGUUUUGGGAAGAGAAGUUGACUCACUGCAAUUCCAUCACCCACUGCCUGAUGUCGAACGGCCUGAUGAGUAACCUCGGUGAGGCCCACCACCCACUGUCUCAUGGACACCAACAAACGCUCUUGCACUCCCUGGCUCGCCUGGGCUUGCACAACACUAGCGGUGGAAACAGCAGUGAAAUUAGCACGCCGAAUUUGCAAAUCUCAUGAUUUGGCAAGAGAAAAUGUUUGUGAUGCAACGUGCAAUAAAUUCUUUAAAAACAGACAAAAGAAAUGAGACAGUCUUUGGUUAAUAGCAAUACACUUAGACUUAUAGACCACUUUACAGUGAUUUACAGC
Molecule: messenger RNA, 1280 nt
Organism: Thamnophis elegans (Western terrestrial garter snake)
Lineage: Eukaryota; Metazoa; Chordata; Lepidosauria; Squamata; Natricidae
Product: protein CXorf21 homolog
Exons: 2
Coding region: 324-1151 (275 amino acids)
Biological process (GO): regulation of toll-like receptor signaling pathway
Source: RefSeq, a predicted model, not a curated record